AUGAUGAGGAGGGCGGAGAGGGCGAGAGCAACGAGGGAGCGUCACGUCAAGGUGGAGGGGGGGAAGAAGACUCGAGGAUUGAGUCCGACCUCGACCAACGACAGUAGUGGCCCCAGCGACGUCUCCAACAACCACGACGGAGGCGGCAGCGCGCCACUCAGCGGCGACUCUGGUGAUGAAAGCAGCGGCGGGAGCGAGCCCGUCAGCAGCACAUCUAGCCAAGACGGCAGCAACGACGACGGUGACGGCAGCGAGGCCGUCGGCCCCAGCAGCGAUGACGAUGGCGGCGGCGAGACAAGCGACCCCGGUGAGAACGAUGGUGACGGCAAUGAAGGCGGCGACCCUGAGACGCUCGAGGAGUUAAAGUACGACCCCGCCGACAGCCGCUACCCGUCAGGAACGGAAGGGAAGAAACUUCUUUGGAGAGCGUCGAGCGCCGGCCAGCUGCGCUAUGUGCUCCAGCCCGGCCGCACCCGGAAGCAGAUCCGGGAGUUGCGGAGCUCCGAGGAAGAGCCGAGCGAGGCGCCAGCCCCCGAGGAGGCGCUGUUAUCAACCGUCCUGGAGACCGAGAACGGUCCGGAGAUCGUUGCAGAAUAUAUCCGCGAAUCGCUGUUGGAGGAGCGCAUGCAAGACGAGCAAGCGCACCGGGAGCUGGAGCUGGCAUUCAUUGCAAACGAAAAGGACGACGGGUCUCCGCAACCACUCCUUGACCCAGAGCCAAGUAGUCCCUCGCCGAUCGGGCAGAAGCCUAACGAUGUAGAGGCUGCCCCGCUCACAUACAAAGAUGCGAUGGAUUCCAAGCCGAAACGAGAUGACGAGCCCACGGUGGACAAGCCAGUGAGGGAGGCACUCGGGUGCCUGAUGUGGGUGGUGCAUUCGAGGCCGGACAUCGCUCUGCCGUUGAACAAGAUCCAGAAGGUGGCUCACUCUCCCACCGACAGGAUAUGGCAGGCGCUUCUGAGGGUCAUGUCUUACCUCAACGCCACGCAGGACCUGAGCCUCACCUUUGUGUGGGGGUCAGGACUAGAUCUAGGAGCGUGGGUCGAUGCCAGCAACGCCGAUGACGUUUUUGACGGUCGUUUGACGACGGGACUAGCCGUAACCGUAGGUGGUAACACGGCGAACGGAACCACAAAGACCCAGCGUGUGCCGGCGCAGUCAUCCUCGGAGGCAGAGUAUCUAGCAGCCGGGGAGGGAGUGAAGGAGGCGUUGCAUUUGCGUGCGGUUCUGCCUUUCGUAGCGCCUGAGACGAGUGGGGCGAAGAUGAAGGUCCUUGAAGACAACAAAGGAUCUCUUGCCCUGGUGCAGAACCCCUUCAGCUCGGCGAGGAGCAAGCACAUCGACGUGCGGUACCACUUUAUCCGCUCUUCAAGUCGGGGAAGAUCACCGCAGAGUAUGUCCCGACGGAAGAGCAGCACGCCGACAUGCUGA
Ectocarpus sp. CCAP 1310/34 is the source of this 1431-nucleotide messenger RNA. Lineage: Eukaryota; Phaeophyceae; Ectocarpales; Ectocarpaceae. The record is from the annotation of a GenBank genome assembly.